This is a messenger RNA of Photinus pyralis (common eastern firefly), 1132 nucleotides long. RefSeq lists its product as uncharacterized. Bases 210 to 773 code for a protein of 187 amino acids. The record is from RefSeq and is a predicted model, not a curated record. The transcript has 3 exons. NCBI's taxonomy places the organism in Eukaryota, Metazoa, Arthropoda, Insecta, Coleoptera, Lampyridae.
ACUUACGAAAUUUUGACACACAAUAAUUGUCGUUAUGACAUCAACGUGCGUUUACAUUCUUUGCCGUUAAAGAAGGAAAGUGCGCAUCCUUACUCGAAUCAAGGUUGUUUACUAAUGUACCAAAUACACGUUUAAACCAUAAACAAAAUUAAUAACCCCGAACUUCUUUAACUUAUAUAAGGCGCGAAAUCGUUCUCCUGUUUGCCAAAAUGUUUCAAGUCGUUUUUAUGGUUUGUUUCUGCCUGAAUUUGGCGUAUACCAUUUCACCAUGCGGCACAUCGUGCCCCACAAACACGUCCGCGUACUACGAACUUGCAGGGUACUACUGGAGAGAUUACUUCGGUGUCGUUCCGUAUGACGCAUUCCCUGGUGGACAGGGAGAGUCCGGACACCAAACGUACAUCGGGCAGGUUUACUCCACCAAUUACGAACUGCUUCCAGGUACCAUCUACAACGGAUGCCACCAGUUGCGCACCUCGGCCCGCGACAAAGAGCUUAUUUUUGAGAAAAACAUGAAGAUUCUUGCAACAGACCAUAGCGCUAAGCUAAAGUGGAUACCCACAAAAAGAGACAGUCAUCAUCUCCUCACCGACUGUCAUCUAGUCGUCGGAGGUGCGGAGGGGGGCGCAACGGUUAACAUCGGUAGGAUUAAUUUUAACGGGCAGACUAUUGUCGGUACUACAUUCCCGGAUAAAGUACCCAACAAUGGAUUGUGGAUACCGGGACGUAACACAUCCUUCGAUAGUUACGAAAUCUUGACGUACAACUGUUAGAAGUUUCAUUAUGUAGAUUAGUAGAUAAAUUAGGAUCCCUAAUGGCAAUUUAACAUAUUAAAUAAUUAAAAUUAAAUAACGCAAUUAGUAAUAUGGAAUUAUGCAAAUCUUAAUUUACGCUACUUGUUCCUACGUGGAAUAGAUCUCUAAUGCUAAGUUUUGCCACAGUGCAAAAUAACAUUAGGUACAGAAUCACUAAAAGCAUGACCCUGGUUAUAGGUUCACUUGCACAUCUCGGAUGUCAGAACAAUGCAUUUCUUUGUAUGCACUGGUUUAAAUUUUUAUUUUUUUUCAAACAUAUAGGUACAGGGUGGCGUAGAGAUUAAAUAAUCAUACAAUAAACCAACGAAAUGUGAAAA